AUGGCUGGACGUUGGGUGAAGGUGCUUUUGGGGCUGUCGGCGUUGGCGGCGAUCACCGUCGACGGUGCGUGUCCAAACAAGUGCUCGGGUCAUGGCUCCUGCGGCGCCAACGACGUUUGUACAUGCGAACAAAACUGGAUCAACGCCGACUGCUCGGCCCGCCAGUGCCCGUUCACCCGCGCGUGGCAAGACACAGCUAGCUACGACAACGACGCGCACUACUAUGCGGAAUGCGGGAACCGCGGCAUCUGCGAUCGCUCAACGGGGAUCUGCCAAUGCGAUGAAACGUUUGUCGGAGCGGGCUGCACACGCCUCAAGUGCCCCAGUGACUGCUCCGGCCACGGCAAGUGCAUGUACAUUGAAGACUUGGCGGUCUCCCCCGACAAACGCGUGGGAGGGAACCCAGACUUCACGACGUUUACGAGCUGGGACCGAGAAAAGAUCCAAGGGUGCCGGUGCGACCCCGGAUGGGAAGGUCAUGCGUGCAGUCGCCGUGUGUGUCCCAAGGGCGACGAUCCCCUCACGACGGGCCAGUUUGACAUGCAUCAAGGCAUUUCGCUCACGCAUGCCGCGGUCAUCAAAUUUGUCAUCCGGUAUGCGGAUCCUUACGGCAACGUGUGGACCACGAGCGAAAUCACGUCCGGGCUGCCGACGGAUGACGCCACCACGUGCGCCAACAUCGAAACCGCCCUCCGCCGCAUCCCCAACUUUGCCUUGAGUUCACGCGUCCUCAACUCGAACGAACUCGUGGUCGCUCCUGGUGGGGUCGCCGUGUACACUCGCAAGGGGCCAACGACAGGGACGGUCGCGGCGACGGUGGCCGACGACUCUAGCACGACCAACUGCAUUGUGUCGUUCCCGGCCGCGCCAGGCACCACCGGUCUCCAGCAUUUGCUUGAAGUGGACGUGACGCCUUACACGGCAGCGGGUAGCCAACCUAUUUCGGCUGGUGGUGGAUCGACGACGGUCGCAGUCGUGGAACAUAUUCCAGGAGGCAAUGCUGCCGGGGCGUUGGCUCGGCCGCUUACCGAGUUGGCCACCUGCUCCAACCGCGGCAUCUGCAACGGCGAAACAGGCCAGUGCCAGUGCUACACAGGCCACAAGGGGCUCGCGUGCGAGCUGCAGGAAGCCCUUGUGUAA
Molecule: messenger RNA, 1140 nt
Organism: Aphanomyces invadans
Lineage: Eukaryota; Oomycota; Saprolegniomycetes; Saprolegniales; Verrucalvaceae
Exons: 3
Coding region: 1-1140 (379 amino acids)
Source: RefSeq, a predicted model, not a curated record